UCCCAUCGAUCGUUCCUCUUGAUAGAUGCAGUCGCGAUGUAAUGUCACGUGCGUGCACGGUGCAUCUGCUUGCGUAGACAGCCGUAACCGAUCUCGUGUCCCCGAGUAUACGAAUUAUACGUAAGAUAUAUUUGUCAAUGACCGAGGAAACUUGGGAAAUCAGGUGAAAGUAAUAUAUUAUCAGGAGAAAGAAAUAUUCGAGGAGUGAUAUUUUUACGGUUCGAAAGAUUGGAACCGACCGAACAGAUUAUUAGAACAGAGCAGAACAUUCACAGAUACGUGAGCCCUAUUGCUGCUGAAUUGACACAAAUUAAUUAAUCAGCACGUACACGCGAAUCAUUUUCGCGUCGAUAGAAUGCAAGGCACGGUUGUUACCCACUUCGAUAUGGAAAAUUCUAAUGAACAGUCUAUAGUCGAGACUAUAUAGAUCAUCUUAUCUAACGUUGGUUCGUGUUCUUUCGUGAUGUAAAGCACCCCUUUGAUAAUACAGUGUUUAUCUGUCUUUAUCUCGCGCAUUAUUAUACCCUCCAUUCAUUUAUUAACUGUAUGCAUACGAAAUUUGAUUCUUUCCACCUUGUUCCUACUUUUAGAUUUCAAUUAUCGGUAACGUGUUGCUUGCAUUGUAAUAAUUCAUCCGCAAUUCGUUCGACAUUUCAUUCUUCGAUGUUCUUCUAUUUUUAAAAUAAUUCUCUGGAUGGCUGGUGUGUCCAUUCUUCAUAAUCGUAUUCUUGCAUUCGUUAUCACAAUCUGAUAAUGGCGUACAAAAUUUAGCUUUAACAAUGUUUUUAUGUACUUGGCAUUAAUUAUAAACUUAAUUGAGAUUUAUAUAUUAUAUAAAAUUGUUAAAUUAAUCGAUAUUUCCAAUUGUCAAACUGUCAGCGAUGUCCUAGUCUUCACUAUCAUUUAUCUAUACUUAUCUCAGCCGAUACCAUCUAUAUGUAUCUGUGAAAGAAUUAUCAACUAUCCUUAUCAAAUUCGCAGUCGCAUCAAUACAAUUUUUCAAUAAUUCAGACGAUUGCAAUUCAUUGUUGCAGCUCCACGUUUCGUUUGUUUCUUUUUUUCGACAUUCUUCUCGUCAAUUUCACUCAACGUAAAGAGAGGAAAUUUAUAUUGAACAAGAAUUAUAUAUCUGUAUUGCCGGAGUCACUAUUUGGCUUUGGCGCGAUAAAGUCUUAAUAAAGGUUUCAUUAAAAUAUUCACGUUGUAUGUCUCGUGUUUCCUUCGUCGUCUGGCGAGUCUCGAUAAUCACGGCCUUAUGCAAAUUCUGCUCAUUCUCCUUUGGCAAUCGCUGGAUGCAUACAUGAAUAAUAUUGUUUUGUUGGAAACGUAUAUAUAUCAGCACUCAUUACUAACAACUUCUCUAGAACUUGAAUAUUUCAUUGUUAUUAUCCUUCUUUUUGAUCGUAAAUUUUUUUCCUGAAGGAGACAAAGAAAGAUCAAUGCCUUCUCAUAAAAGAUAAAAUAUUUUCGAGCGUCUGUUUUCUGACAAAUAAACCAUGUGACAAAUAAAUACGCUGGUGAAAUCACUUUCCGCACGAUUUAGAAAUGUAUCAAAGAUAUUAGAUACCAGUCUAUACCAAAUAUUAAUUCCUAUGGAUAUUAAUAUCACGAUGCAGGAAUCUAUUGGAAUGUAACAUCACUUUCAAGUAUAUAGAGUCGAAGAAAAUAACUAUCCUUUUAACGGUGUAUGAACGAUUUUAUCAAAGAUCCUAAAAUACAUAUAAAUCAAAAAAAAUAUAUACGUACAUUUAUUAAUAACAGAGCGAUGUAAAAUUAAGCCUUGAUGAAGAAUGCAUUUAUAUCCCGAUCAGAUUCGUUCGGACGUUUCACUGCCUAUACACGUGCGUGUAGAGUAUAGAAGCAAUGGAUUGCCAUGGUGGGGAUGGAGAAGCGGUCAGUAACGAGAGUAGGGAUGCAUCGUGCGGCAGUAGCGUGUGUCUCGCGUAGGUUUCAGAGUAGAAUGUUAGUGCGGUCGCAUGAGUGCUGGGCGAAGCGUUGGAAGUGAACGUGUUCUAUUCCAUUUAUCUUAUCGUGUCUGAUUCUAUCAUUCUGCAAACAACAAGAAAGCAUUGUUAUUCGUCUCUCGUCGAAAGAACGGUUCCAAUUCGUCGAGAAUCGAGCCGAGAACAAGCCCAGGGAGAUGUCAAAGAACGCGAAGAGAAAGGAGAGAAGCUCGACCGCGUGAAGUGUGAGAUUCGCCUCUAUGUACGUGUGCGUAGCUGUUUUACGCGCGUGUAUAUUCACUGUUUGUGCGCACAGCACUAACUAUUCGGUGUCGGUGUGCGUGUCGUGUGGGCACACACCGUGUGUGUACACCUUUUCAAAGGUGGAAAGAGAAGAGACGGGGGAGAGGAGAGAGAUGAUGACAGUGGCAACGACUAACAGCCAGGUGGGUCUCUGACCCCACUGGACAAUAAAACAGCUUCGUGAUUUAACAGUGUUCAGGAUUUAAAGCGCGUCGACACACGGAAAACCCUCGGAUCGUCGAGAAAUUGUUCCCGCCGAUACAUCCUCGACAAGUUUUGUGCGGAGAUAUUGGUUAAUUUUAGAAACACUGAUGGAUCUGUUGGCACGGCUUUGCCAUGAUUCACGUUCCGUUCUCGGCUGAGCAGAGGGAACAACGAACCGCUCUCCUUUGUCUGACAAUGAGGAACAUGGGAAUCUAGGUCCAGUCCGUCGAUCCAUGGAUCGGAACUGAGAAAGCAUGGAAACGUGACGUUCAUGUUGAUUUAUAUACACGAAUACAGAUACAUAAGUACACACUAUGAAUAAGAACGUUUCAACUCGAAGCUUGAACAAUUUUAUAAAGUAUCUUUUGCGUAAAUCGUAAACUUACCACGGGAAGAUGAUUUAAGAUGAUUUAAGAAGUAGCUUGAACACGAUGGAAUUACAAGUCAACUUGUGUUACAAUUAACGUGAAAAUUUAAUUAGGUGAGAAUUAUCGAACACCAGGGGAGGUGUGCAUGAAGCUGAUAAUCAAGACCAAUCGAAAUUAUAAAACAUGAUUUAUUCCAACUGCUCAUUGCUAAUCACGUGACUCGGAAGCGGUGAUUCAACCGUGCAGAAGUGCUUCGCGCUGAGCUGUCUUUUAUUAUCUAAGUAACUAUCGUUGGUAGAAUGUACGAAGCAAAUGUUGAUAGUUCUUCGAGUCAGUGUUCAACGCCACGUCGGGAUCUCGAAAAUGUGGAAUCGUCUUCGGAUGUUGCGACGGGGCCGAAGCAUGUGGCGCAGCUUCUACGUUCCUGGAUCCUUCGGUUGAAAACGAGCGGCGAGGCAGAGAAAUAUCCAUUCGAAAUGGAGGAGAAACCGAUACCGAAACCGAGAUCGGUGAUGACCGAACGACCGGUACCGGCACCGAGGAGGUUACCACCGUCGUUGCCAGCGGCUCGGUUCAGCAGUCACAGCGAUUCAAGCCAAUCGGAGAAAAGCGACGACUCGAAAUCGACGUCGGAAACGAGGAGCACGAACAGUGAGUUCUUUCGAAAUCUGAGCAGCAGUUCCCGGCAGUUGAAAGACGAGAUAUCUGAGAAGAUGACGAUGAAGGGCCGUGCGGUGAUCUCGAGCACGAGGAACGCCAGCAUCAGGCUGGAAAAAUCGGUGAAGAAUCUUCUGACGCGAAGGUUAACAUCGUUGAAUCAAGAUGAGAUUUUAAGGGAUAAUACUGGCUGCAAUAAGAAGUUCAAAGACCCGGUAGCGGAUGAAAGAUGCGUCUCGAUGCCGGCUGAUGAUAUUUUCAGCAGCAUCUCGUUCUACAGUCCCUUGAACAGUAAUCUGAGAAGCGUCAGAAACGAGGAAGACCUUUCCGGGACGCGUCACAGUCCACCACCUCCUGCAUAUCCUCCUCCGCAUCCUGACGAGUCUAUCUACGACGAAUUGCAGUCCGUGACGUCGGGCAGCAGCCGAUACGACACGAUCAGCUCGACCAUCUCUGACAAAGUCGACAGGGACUUCCCCGAAUCGUUUGAUCUCCUUAGUUUCGCCCUCGAACAGGCCAGUGAUUCAGAUCAGAGCUUGAACCUCUCCGACGUGAACGUGACACUACCGUUGGACAAAUUGGACAACGCGAAACGAUUAUCGAGAUCCGAUUCCUGGACGUUCUACGACACCGCGCCAGGUGGGAAAUCCGAGGGGGGGCUGGACGAGCUGGACAGGAUAUCGAGCGCGGAGGAGGACGUCCUGGAUAAAGACGUGCCUCUGCUCGAUCGGACAUCCAACGCGUCGAACGGAAGCCAAGCGUCUAUCCAGAAUUCGCUGUACGAAAAUCUGUUGCCGCAGAAGGCGCAGGAGGAGAAGGAAGCAACGUCGAAUAGCUCGGAGAACAGGCAACAAAGUAGCAAAUCUUUACUGUUCGAGUUUGAUCCGUUCGCUAGGACAUCCGACGAGAACGUGUACAGUAACUUCGAGAACAACGAUUUAAUGUUAUUGGAGACUUUAUUGGCCACCAACGAUUCGCCCAGCAGCUCCGAUAGUAUUCUGGACUUUCAAGAAGCGGCCGAUAACGAGGAGGAGGAACGCGACGACGUGGACGAGGAGGACGUCGAGCAAAUCGUCUCGUCGGUACCGCCGGAACCACCGAAGAGAUUCGACUCGUUGCCGAAAAACGAAUACGACGAGGUGUCGGAAAUUCUCCCGCAGACAGAUAGAAGUGCCGCGGGGAAAAGCCCGGCUCUGCUGCCAAAGUUGGCGCAUCUAGUUACUCGGAAACAACCUGCUGUCCCGCCGAGAAAGUCAAGAACCAAAAAUCGUUCGAACGACCAGCCUUCCACAAUUUCUACAACAGCUGAACCAGCGGCUGCUACGACUGCCGAUGGUCCAGUUACAACAACGACGAGUAGCAUAAUGACAACGUGCGCCGACGAAUCGUCGAGUCCUUCGAGUGGUAAGGCCACGGAGGAGCACAGACGCGUGGGCGUGAUUCAGAAAUUGAAAAAAUUGCGGCACGAGUCCACGGGGCACGGGAUCAGACCGAACGUGAUGAGUUUCGUGAAGAGCGGUAGUAAAUUGCUGUCGAGGAAUCGUGACCACAGCACUGGCGGCGUUGUGCCAAGCACGAGAUCGACGAAAUUGGCGAGACCAAGGCUAAACGAUCUACAAAAUCUGACGACGCACCGAGGAAUCGUUUACAGGACCGGUGUAGGAAUAGAAAGGGCGAAGGACCUGGUGCCAAGGGCAAUGGUCUUGGCCGACCAGAAGCUCUCGUUUUACACCGAUAAGGGCAUGUCUACUCUGAAGGAGAUCGUUCACCUCGACACAGUAUACAGCAUUCAUCUUCUCCAGGACUUUAAGAUAGUUGAUGGAGAAACCGUACAUUGCAUAGCAAUUAGCGGUGAAGGAAGACCGAGCGUUCAUGUAUUUUACGUGAAGGGUACUACAGAACGAAGGAUUUGGGCUCAGAGAAUACUAGAGGCUAUUACUACGAUUUUUCCCACGAAAUACACGGCUGAACUGACGAGGGUAGGAUGGGCCUACUUGAAGGAAGGCGUAACGGGCACGUGGUUCCCAGCUUGGGUUCUUUUGUACCAGCGAACGUUAAUUUAUACGAAAUCUCUAGAUUCCUCUGUGACCAUAACAUUGGGGAAACUUGAUCUUCGGAAGGCUCGAUGCAUCGUUUUACGAGAACAGGAAGGACCGAAUGCCGACGCAGGAUCAGUUCCGGUGGUUGUCGUUGAUGCAGGUGGUAAUGGUGCAUUACACGUGGCUGCACCAGGAACUCACGAAGGAUCCGCAUGGAGACACGCACUUUAUCAAGCCGCCACUACCUGUGGUCCCGCUUUAGAGCAACAACAACUCACGCAGGACAAUGUGCCUGUGAUCCUCGACAAAUGCAUUAAUUUCAUCUAUGUUCAUGGUAUUAUGUCAAAGGGCAUUUAUCGGCAAAACGGCUCCAACAGCGCUGUAGUUAAAUUAUUGAAAGCCUUUCGUCGCGACGCAUGGUCGACACAAAUUACAAGAAGCGCAUAUACCGAACACGAUGUCGCUACGGUUCUCAGAAGGUUUCUUCGUGAUUUACCGAAUCCAUUGUUUCCCCCUGACAUCCACGAUCGGCUUUGUCUUACCUCAGAAACCGUCAACGAAAACGAACGAGUUUCGGCGUAUAGGAAAUUAUUGUCUACGUUAACGCCAGUACCGGCAGCAACGCUCAGGAGAAUUCUUGCUCACCUUCACUGUUUGAGUCAACAGAAUUCCAAGAACCUGAUGACCGGCGAGAACCUUUCCGCAAUUUGGGGACCAACGUUAAUGCACGCUGGCGAAAACAGCGCGGAAGAAUGGAACAGGUCCGAGACUAGAGUGAUCGGUGACCUGAUCAAACUCUAUCCGAAAUUAUAUCAGCUGACAGCUGCGGAUUUGGCGAAGGAGGCGAAAAUUCUGGAGGUUCUCGAGAAACACCACGGUUCAAAUAACGGUUUACGCGGCGCACCAUCGGGUGAUCUGAAGAUUUGGAUAUAUAUUUUUUCGAGAGAUGGUGAAUGUGUUAAUGUGACCAUCGGUCCACAAAAGACUGCGUUUGACGUCUGUCAAGAACUGGCGGAGAAAACUAACAUGUUAGCCCAUGAACUGUGUCUGGAGGAAUACACAUUGUCUGGUGCACUGGAAAGACCACUCCAUUAUAAAGAGCGUGUCCUUGAAGCAGUAGCAAGGUGGGGAUACUGGGACUCUGAAGAUAGAAAAGACAAUGUCCUCAUACUUAGGAAAGAUCGACUAUACAAGGAUAUAGCACUCCUGAUGAAACCACCAAUGACAACGUCUGGAGAGCUUAAGUUUGCUGAUACAAAAUCGAAAAAUUUUAAGAACUACCUCUUCGAAUUUAGUCAAGCGAAACUUUAUUGUUACAAAGAUAGAGUGUGCGCGAAUGUACUGUACGAAUGGAAAGUAGAAGACAUUAUUUGGUAUUUGGGUCACGAGCCAAAGCGAAAUCCACAGACGGGAUGCAAAGAAAGUCCAUAUUUUGGAAAUAUUUUAGCAGGAUCGUUAAAAGAGGAACAACACAAAUGGGUAGCAGCUAUGGUCUUUGGAGAAUAUCAGCUAAAUAUUCGACCUCCGUCAGUCAAUCUCAUGGAUCCAUGAACAAUUAAUUUAUAUUCUUAAAUUACGCUACUUAGUGCCUUUAAAGUUUAUAGCAAUUAUUUUUGUAUCAUGUAUAAAUUUUCUCGUCAUAAAUUCAAUGCCUGUGCUUGCCUUAAUGUGAAAGACGACGAUUUUGAAUAUUUCUAGAUAAUUUACGUAUCUACAUCGUAAUAAGUAAAUGAAUAUAGUACCGAAGUGUAUUCCAGCAUUCCGAAAAUAGAAAUGUUCCAAUCGAGUGAAUUGAAAUAAUUUAAAAUGUAUUGUACAUUUGCAAAAAACUUUACAAAACACUUUUGUACGUAUUGUACUUUAUAUAAAUAUUGCCAAUUGUGUAAUAUAACGAAAUUAAUGUAAUUUUAAUAUUUUUAUUUUGAAAUAAAUAAAUAGAACGAAUCUUCACUUAUAAGAAAU
This is a messenger RNA of Heterotrigona itama, 7476 nucleotides long. The record is from the annotation of a GenBank genome assembly. NCBI's taxonomy places the organism in Eukaryota, Metazoa, Arthropoda, Insecta, Hymenoptera, Apidae.